GGUGCCUCUCGAAGAGCACCAACAAGCAAAAGAUCAAGAGAACGUACAGUUCACCAAUGGAGAUCACGAGCAGCGCGAUGCUGAAGCCGGCGCCGACGCCGACGCCGCACCCGCUCGCCGGCGAGAAGGUUCCCCUCACCGCCUUUGACCGCGCGGCCUUCGACGUCUUCGUCCCCAUGGUGUUCGCCUACCGCGCGCCGGCGCCGUCCAGCGAGGCGGUCAAGGAAGGCCUCCGGAUGGCCGUCGCCGCGUACCCUCUCGCCGCUGGCCGCCUCGCCGUCGACGUCGCCGCCGACGGCCAGGGGCGCCGGCGCCGUCGUCGUGUCCUGCACGUCAACGACGAGGGCGCGCUGGUCCUCGAUGCCACCGUCGAGGCCGACCUUGACGCCGUGCUCGCCGCCAACGUCGCCACCGACCUGUACCCUGCACCACCGGAGCAUAGCUUCGGGGCGGCGGUUCUGCAGGUACAGCUCACCCGCUUCAGGUGCAGCGGCCUCGUCGUCGGCCUCAUCGUCCACCACCAUGUCUUCGACGGACACUCCACGAGCGCCUUCUGCACCACGUGGGCGAGGGCGGUGCGCGACGGCGAGGCAUUCAGCGUUCCGUCUCCAUGCCUCGACCGCGCCAUCACCAGCGUGCCACGCAGCCCGCCGGCGCCGGUGUUCGACCACCGGUCAAUCGAGUUCAAGGUAGGUAAUAAAUCCAGCGAUUCGUCUGGCGCCGCCGCCGCCGCCGUGGAGAAGAUCACAAACAUCGGCGUGCGCUUCACGGCCAAGUUCGUCGCCGAGCUCAAGGCCCGCGUCGGCGGCCGGUGCAGCACGUUCGAGUGCGUUCUCGCGCACGCGUGGAAGAAGAUGACGGCGGCGCGCGGCCUGAAGCCGGAGGAGUUCACGCGGGUGAGGGUGGCCGUCAACUGCAGGCGCAGGGCGAACCCGCCGGCGCCGGCGGACCUGUUCGGCAACAUGGUGCUCUGGGCGUUCCCGAGGCUCCAGGUCCGGCGCCUCCUCAGCGCGAGCUACCGCGACGUGGUCGGCGCCAUCCGCGCCGCCGUGGCGCGCGUCGACGGCGAGUACAUCCAGUCGUUCGUCGACUACGUCGAGGUGGCGGACGCGCGCGGCGAGGAGCUCGCCGCGACGGCGGCGGAGCCGGGGGAGACGCUGUGCCCGGACCUGGAGGUGGACAGCUGGCUCGGGUUCAGGUUCCACGAGAUGGACCUCGGCACCGGGCCGCCGGCCGCCGUGCUGUCGCCGGACCUGCCCAUCGAGGGGCUGAUGAUCCUCGUGCCGGUGGGCGGCGACGGCGGCGGCGUCGACCUGUUCGUCGCAUUGGCCGACGAUCGCGCACAAGUUUUCGAGCAGAUCUGCUACUCGUUGGAGGAACAUGCUAUCCCCUCUCAUCUUUAAAUCAUAAAUAAACUACCUGGGUUGGCCCGCAUAAUUCCACGGCUAACAUCCACAAAAUUAUCUAUUUUUACAUAUAAUUAAUUUAAAAUUUAUUAAAUAGUCAUUUUGUUGUAUUAUGAAUUUCAAAGAUUGAACCUUAUUAUCAUUGAGUUUUUAAUUUUAUAGUUUUUAAAAGUUA
This is a messenger RNA of Oryza sativa Japonica Group (Japanese rice), 1581 nucleotides long. The record is from RefSeq and is a predicted model, not a curated record. NCBI's taxonomy places the organism in Eukaryota, Viridiplantae, Streptophyta, Magnoliopsida, Poales, Poaceae.